Messenger RNA from Heterobasidion irregulare TC 32-1, 2133 nucleotides. Its product is annotated as Esterase/lipase/thioesterase. NCBI's taxonomy places the organism in Eukaryota, Fungi, Basidiomycota, Agaricomycetes, Russulales, Bondarzewiaceae. Gene Ontology annotation, molecular function: hydrolase activity. Bases 1 to 1938 code for a protein of 645 amino acids. The record is from RefSeq and is a predicted model, not a curated record. The transcript has 7 exons.
AUGCUGCCUUGGCCCUUCUCUCGUGUCGAAUCUGUUCCAGUUCUACAAAUUGCACCUGCUCAGGCCGUUGUUACAGGCUUUGGUGUACGCAAACGUCGUUUAUCUUUAUCAGCCUGGCUGCAGCACUACGAGAAGCCGGGUGUCGCUCCUCCGUCUGCGCGAGUAGAUCCUUUGCUACAACAACGGGAAGGUCAUGGCAUUGGUAUCUGGGAUGCGUGUAAGCUUGGUGCGGUCGUUGCCUUGAAAGUGACCGAGAUGGCAGGAGACGUGCUGUCUCAUCAUAUUUGGGGCCCGCGAAAGAAAUCGUGGGGCAUACAGAUGACGAUAUUCACAAGCCUCAUGCGUGACGCAGGGCGGCAUUCUGAUCUCGUUGACAUUGCUACAAUUCGUAUGUUUAUCGCUCUUAGCAGACUGGUUCCUUUACCACCAGAUGCGCUGGUGACUCCUGUCACUUUCUCUGUCAAGAAACGCGGUCUUCGUGGGAUUUUGACACAAUAUGAUGCCCAAGAAACCGGGUCGCGUGAGCUCUCAGGCGAAUGGGUGGUCAGUAAGACUUUGUGGAGACGUCUACAAGCGGAGUGGAAGGCUUCACGGGCUGCGCCAGGCUCUCACCCACCUACCACACCCCACAAGCAGCGAAAAGAAAGAGUGAUUCUAUACCUGCACGGAGGCGCAUACUAUCUCUUCAGUCCUUCUACCCAUAGAGGGAUCACUAUACAACUGUCCAAAUUUGCUGAUGCGCGCGUAUUCGCAAUCGACUAUCGGCUGGCUCCUGAAACACGAUUCCCCGGGCCUUUACACGAUGCGGUCGCCACGUAUUUCAGACUCAUUGAUGACCUUCACAUUCCCCCAGAGAAUAUCCUAAUAGCCGGUGACAGCGCUGGCGGCGGUCUUUCUCUUGCCUUACUCAUGUACCUUCGAGACAAUCGCUAUCCUCUGCCUGCCGGUGCUAUACUCAUGUCACCUUGGGUCGACUUGACAAUGAGCUGUGAUUCGUGGGAUAGUAACGCACAGUAUGAUAUCGUUCCUUUGCCCACUCCUGGAGAUGCCCUGGAUCCCAUUGCUUGUUAUCUGGGUCCGCAUAUGGAAAGAUACUUGACCCAUCCAUAUGCAAGCCCAUUGUUUGGCGAUUUUAGUGGAUUGCCGCCCAUGCUCAUUCAAUCUGGUGAAGCGGAGGUUUUACGGGACGAGGUUACCCUUUUGGCCCACAAGGCAUCCCUCGCAGGCGUAGAGGUAAGGCAUGAGCUCUACGAGGACGCAACCCAUGUUUUCCAGGCCUUCCCCUUUCUUGAUGCCUCGCAUGAAGCGUUUCUCUCCUGUCACAAUUUCGUGCACAAUGUGCUACCUCUUCUACAAGUUCAAUCACCGCAAGUCCUCCACAUUUCCGCUCAGACAGAGUUGACGCACGAGAUCGACAACGUCAUGGCAAGAGUGGUGCGAGGCAAUGGAAUGGAGAAGGCAUCUGCCAGCAUCAACGACUCAUCUACGGAUGACAGUAUUUCAGGCAGCGAGCAAGAUAUCGGCGACGAGAUUGUCCCACGCACGUUAAAUCGAAGUUACAAAGGCCCCAUGGAAUCGGAAUCGGACUCGGAUGACGAUGAGCCAUCGCUUUCUAGUUUGAGAUCACCUGGUUCUCCAAGGCGAGAUCGGGUUCUCGUCGGUCGACACCAUACUGCGAUCAGAUCUGGAAGGCGAACUUCGUUCCACACCCAUCGCCACGUCCGCCUUACCUCUCUCAACAUGUCGACGAUGGUACCCGCGCCCACGCCAACAAUCCGCUCAAGCUCAAGUCAUCCCAAUAUCCACUCGCUGUGCCAGCAGUGGGAGCGCUCUGGGCCUGCAAACGUGACGACGACAUAUGCGUCACAGUCGGCAGAAGAUGGUGCACGGAAUCCCAAACCUCGAUUUCACCGGUCCUCGUCGUUUUCUUAUUUCUGAAAAUUUGCAUGAUUAUCACGGGCGUGUUCCUUCAGUGUUGACAUAGCGUGGUGAGAUUUGAGCGGGCUUCUCAUGAUUUCCAUCUUUCCUUCGCUGUUGCUUUCUGUAUUCUUCACGAACAGACAGUGAUCACAGAAGACAAGCACCUGUAUUUCUAAUUACUGUACUAAUAUUACCACAUGAGGAAUUUUCGAG